AAUCACCCUUCCAGACAACAUGACCAUCGUCGCUACUGGCGGAUCAGUGUCAUUUACCGCUGCUUCUAAUCGCGGCUUUGACUCCGGGAACCGGUCUUGUCGCGGCCGUAAUCGUCCUGGCCCUCGUGGGCCUGCACAUGCCAACAACAACAACUACAACAAUGGCAACAGAAACAACAGAAACAACAGAAACAAUAGCAACAACAAUCAGAAUCAACCUCAUAAUAAUCGGGGUCGGGGCAGACGAUGUCAGGGGCGUCGGAAUCAGAAUCGAAGGCAAGGGAAUAGAG
Messenger RNA from Aspergillus versicolor CBS 583.65, 290 nucleotides. RefSeq lists its product as uncharacterized. The record is from RefSeq and is a predicted model, not a curated record. The transcript is spliced from 2 exons. The annotation marks the transcript as partial. NCBI's taxonomy places the organism in Eukaryota, Fungi, Ascomycota, Eurotiomycetes, Eurotiales, Aspergillaceae.